AUGGUUGCUGUUAACACGGUUGAAUUCUACCCCGAAAAAGAUUAUGGAGGUGCAGCUGUAGCCUCCGAACUCAACAAAGUCGAGCACCUCGCCUUAGGGACUAAAUAUUUGUCCUACCAUCUCGGAAGCGGGACUAAGUUACUUGUGUGGAAUCACAGUAACUACUACGACCAGGAGCAAUGGGUUAGCGACAAGUCUAGCCUCCCAGCAGGCAAGCAGUGCUAUAAAGUCCUCGCGGGCGCCACGAGGGUUAUUGGCUUUAGAUUCAAGGAUGCCACCGGGGGUGCCCAGAAAGCCUACUCUCUUACCUUGAAUAUCCACGACAUUGGUCAAGUCACCUUAUAUUCCAACGAGUCCGACCAAUUCGCGAUCGCUGGUACCAUGCCGCAAGAUGGUCCGCCCGUGACGACUGCCGUGUAUGUCCGAGAUAUGAGGACAGGAAUCUACAUUGUUCAGGGAUCUAUCUAUUUCAAAUGGGAUAGUGACCGCCAAAAAGUUGUGAUUGCAGACGAACUGAAUUGGCCGAAGCAGCUGAAGCAUGAAGAAGAUGGCAAUGACGACUUUACUAUUACUUUGAUUUCGAAGGAUCCAUAA
Messenger RNA from Coccidioides immitis RS, 594 nucleotides. RefSeq lists its product as uncharacterized. NCBI's taxonomy places the organism in Eukaryota, Fungi, Ascomycota, Eurotiomycetes, Onygenales, Onygenaceae. The transcript has a single exon. The record is from RefSeq and is a predicted model, not a curated record. Bases 1 to 594 code for a protein of 197 amino acids.